Lycium ferocissimum is the source of this 1854-nucleotide messenger RNA. RefSeq names its product protein SENSITIVITY TO RED LIGHT REDUCED 1-like. The transcript has 4 exons. Gene Ontology annotation, cellular component: cytoplasm; nucleus. The record is from RefSeq and is a predicted model, not a curated record. Lineage: Eukaryota; Viridiplantae; Streptophyta; Magnoliopsida; Solanales; Solanaceae. Gene Ontology annotation, biological process: microtubule-based process. The coding region runs from base 241 to 1026 and encodes 261 amino acids.
UAUAUGUCCAAAUUUACGGUCAAAAUAAAGAAGUUUGAUUGUAAAGUUAAAUCGUAUAUGUUCUGUGAGGAUUCCAUUAAUUUGCAUUCAAAAUAGUGAUUGUUUGAAUUCCACUGAAGGAUCUACCAUUUCCCUGUUUAUAUUAACUCCAAAACACGAGAGAGUGGCUGCAUUGUUAGCUGUUUCAAAUAGUGUUUUAAUUGCUAGAGUCCAACGUUAAUCUGGACUUUGGGUGCAAAGAUGUAUUGCGGUGAGAAUAUGGAGUCCAAUGUUUAUUUUCACGUACAAGAUGAGGCAGAAAGGCUGCUUAAAGAGAUUGAACUGAUGAUGAAGAAUGUUGAGAACUCUGAAUUGUAUGCUGGAAUGCGCUUUGAUCUCAAACACAAUGAAACUUUUCAACAACGUUUUCUUUGCCUUUUAGGCUCCCAUUCACAUGUUCAGGUGGUAAUUUAUGCGUUGGGAAGCAUGGAAUCCAGUUUCAAUUCACAGUUUCAGCUUGCCGUAGUUCUCCUACUAAAACGAGAUUUUCCCAAUUGGAUUGGCAAUAUAGAAGUAUAUGAUCCUUUGAUGUCUCCAGCUGAUACCCUAGUUUUGAGAAAACUGGGUUUUGAGGUUCUAACCAUUGAUGAAAAUUGUAAGAGGCAAGUUCGGGGACCAACAAUGUUCUACAAGCCUGUUCCUAGUUAUUGGCUUAUCGGCAACCUGCUGGGAGCAAACUGGUCUUCGUCUUGUAUUAACCAGAUUUUUCUACUGACAAACUCAUUUCGCGAUUUGCUGACCAAUAUUUCACCGUGUAACCAGAAAGGAGAAACAAGGCAACGCCUAGAGAGAAUUCUCCCCUUCACAACAGAGAUUGGCAUAAAAACUAGCCAUGAGGAGAUCUAUACUAAUGUGUUCUUAGGAUUUGCUUGGCACUUCUUUGACGUGGGUCCCAAAAUUGACAUGGAAACAUCACUGCCUGUGACAAAGAUUACAAAAUAUAGAAGAAACAGCGGACAGCAACCUUGGUUGGAUUGGCAAAGGUAAAUUGAAGAAUCAUUUUUGGAAGAUAUGCAAAGUGAUAUGUCUAGUGAGGGAUUUGCAAAAUAUUUUGGUGAAUAUCGUGGGCCUCGUCGUUUAAGAUGCAACGCAGUUCCUCCUCCACCAGGUUGGAUUAAGCUAAACGUUUAUGGGAUUGGUAAAGAAGGUGACCAGUCAGGACGAUAUAGUGGCAUCUUCCAAGAUGAUACUGGAAUGUGUUUAGGCAGGUAUAGUGGUACCAUUGAUGUUGAAGACAAUGUGAUUGCUGGACUGGAGGCCUUGAGGAAUGGGUUAGUCAGAUGCGUGGAAGGAAAGUUGAAUGCACAGAAGUUGAUUGUGGAGUCGGAUAAUGUUAUACUUGUCCAAUAUGUUAAUGGUCACCCUGAGCCAAAUGAAAUAACCAUGUACAGGUUGAAAGAAAUUUUCGACCUGCUGGAACGUAUAACUUGUGCCAUUUACCAUGUGUAUGAAGAAGCCAAUGAAGCUGCUAGAGACUUGGCUCUGAGAGAUGAACCUCACAAUCGAUCAUAGAUAGCUUUGUUUUUCUGCUCACAGGGUAGGGGUGAAGCUUUCUAGUUUCAACUAAGUUUCAUAUGCCAUAUGCUAUUUAUGUUGCAGCAGACUGAUGUACACAUGGAUCACAUAGCAGACACUUCUGUGUCUUUCUGACUUCUCAGUACAAGGUUUUUUUGUUUUUCAAGUGAUGAUGAAUGCAACAAAAAAGAAAAAAGAGAAAACAAAUGCAUUCCGGAGCAAAGGCAAGCCUUAUAUGUUAAUCUAAUUUGUGUAAACUGAAGCAAUUUUCUCAAUCUAUGUUAAUGUUCAUUGAAUGUA